This is a messenger RNA of Salvia splendens (bonfire salvia), 507 nucleotides long. Its product is annotated as cysteine-rich repeat secretory protein 38. NCBI's taxonomy places the organism in Eukaryota, Viridiplantae, Streptophyta, Magnoliopsida, Lamiales, Lamiaceae. The record is from RefSeq and is a predicted model, not a curated record. The transcript has a single exon. The coding region runs from base 1 to 507 and encodes 168 amino acids.
AUGUCUUAUCAAAGACUGUUUGUUGGGUUGUUGGUGUUGUUGAUGCAAUCAGAUCUCUUAGCCUUGGGCCAAACCUUAUGCGGUAGCAACGGCAAUUACACCACCAACAGCGCUGACCUCAACACCGCUCUCUCUUCUCUCUCUACAAACAUCGACAACGAUGGCUUCUACAACGCCUCAACCGGGCAGGGUCCCAACAGAGUCAACGCUGUCGCGCUGUGCAGAGGCGACGUCCAACUCAACGCGUGCAGAAAACCGGCGACGAUCUCGUGGAGUCGUGCCCGGUUCAGGAGGGAACCCGGUGGGAUGAAUUCUGCACGUUACGAUACUCAUGAAACAGUCUACGGGGCUGCGGCGAAUAGUCCUAGAUACAGCUUCAGUAAUGUACUGAACGUGACGAGUCCAGCGCAGUUUAGGGCGGAUCUGAGGAAGCUGCUAGAUGAUCUUCGGGGACGAGCCGCUGUGGGCUCGUCUACGAGGAAGGUGGUGUUGGUUAAUGAGCAUUAG